Messenger RNA from Bacillus rossius redtenbacheri, 2319 nucleotides. Its product is annotated as mannosyl-oligosaccharide alpha-1,2-mannosidase IA-like. NCBI's taxonomy places the organism in Eukaryota, Metazoa, Arthropoda, Insecta, Phasmatodea, Bacillidae. Gene Ontology annotation, cellular component: Golgi membrane; endoplasmic reticulum. The coding region runs from base 225 to 1817 and encodes 530 amino acids. Gene Ontology annotation, biological process: mannose trimming involved in glycoprotein ERAD pathway; carbohydrate metabolic process. The record is from RefSeq and is a predicted model, not a curated record. The transcript has 10 exons. Gene Ontology annotation, molecular function: calcium ion binding; mannosyl-oligosaccharide 1,2-alpha-mannosidase activity.
GAUAUUUUAAAAUAAUUUAUUAUAUAUUUUGUUCUAUAUCUUUCGUCGACGAUGUUGCGAUACGAUAAGUGUUGCACAAGAGAGCGCGAUUUAUAAACAAAACCAAGGACGAUAUUAAAAUCAGCUGUAGCCGAAGCGGAGCUUAUUGCGUUUGAUAAGUUGUGUUAAAGUGGUUUUAAUAUUUGUUCACAAUUAUAUACAAGAAUUGCUAACAUUUCCAGGAAAUGGAUACGGUGCUCGGCCUGGUGGUGACAACUCUCCUGCUGUUCUCUGGGGUGAGGUUCUACCUCCCCUUCGACGCGCCGGGGGAGCGGGGAGACGACGGCGUCGCUGGACCGCCGAGCGUCCCACCGCGCCCGGGGUGGUCCGUCCCUCCGGGAGCCGCGGAUCUGGGCGAUGCCCGGGACCGGAGCGCCGACGGCGUCACGCGUCACAGGCGUGACGUGGUGCAGAAGAUGAUGAAGCACGCGUGGGACAGCUAUGUGCGCUACGCCUGGGGGGAUAACGAGCUGCGGCCAAUCAGCAAACGCGGCCACAACGGGGGCAACUUGGGGUCCCAGCCCCUUGGCGAGACGAUCGUGGCAGGCCUGGACACGCUCUACGUCAUGGGCCUGAUGGAGGAGUUCAAGCAGGGCCGCGACUGGAUCGAGGAGAACCUGAGUUUCGAGAACGCGUCUUCGGAAGUCUCGGUGUACCAGGCCGCUGUGAAGAUGGUGGGCGGCCUGCUGUCUUGCUACGCCCUCACGGGGGACCCCAUGUUCCGCGACAGAGCCGCCCGGCUGACAGACAAGCUUCUGGCGGCGUUCAACACCCCAACCGGCAUCCCGUUAGCCGUCGUCAAUUUGAAGACCGGGUGGAGCAAGAACUACGGCUGGGCGAGCGGGGCCUGCAGCAUACUGUCGGAGAUUGGCGGUCUGCACCUGGAGUUCUCGUACCUGUCUGACGUCACCGGCAACCCCGUGUACCGCGCCAAGGUGGACCACAUCCGCCGGGUGCUGAAGAGCAUGGACAAGCCCAACGGGCUUUACCCCAACUACCUCCAACCCAAGACAGGCAGAUGGGGGCAGCCGGCCUCGUCGCUGGGCGGGUUCGGGGACAGCUUCUACGAGUACCUGCUGAAGGCCUGGCUGCAAUCCGGCCGGACGGAUACGGAGGCCCGGCAGAUGUACGACGAGGCCAUCGACAACAUCCUGAAGCACAUGAUGCGCGUCUCCCCCGGAGGACUCACCUACAUCUCCGACAUGAAGUUCGACCGGCUGGAGCACAAGAUGGGGCACCUCGCGUGCUUCUCAGGCGGCCUGCUCGGCCUGGGCGCGAGCACGCAGCGCGGCGACAGCACGGACCACCACAUGGACGUGGCGCAGCGCGUCACCAACACCUGCCACGAGGCGUACGACCGCACGGCCACCAAGCUGGCGCCCGAGGUGUUCCGCUUCACCGACGCCGUCGAGGCCAAGAGCCUCAAGAGCAACGAGAAGUACUACAUCCUGCGGCCGGAGACCUUCGAGUCGUACUUCGUGCUGUGGCGGCUCACCAAGGACCCCAAGUACCGCGAGUGGGGCUGGGAGGCGGUGCAGGCCCUGGAGAAGCACUGCCGCGUGUCGGGAGGUUACUCGGGGCUCAAGAACGUGUACCUGGAAGACACACCAAAGGACGACGUGCAGCAGAGUUUCUUCCUAGCGGAGACACUCAAGUACCUGUACCUGCUGUUCAGCGACGACGACCUGGUCUCCCUCGACCAGUGGGUGUUCAACACAGAGGGGCACCCGCUGCCCAUCAGGGGCGCCAACCCCUUCUACCGCCCGGCCACCGUUUAAACAACGGAGCCAGCGGGAAGUACUCUGGCGUCCGGGUACUGACACUUCAGGCAGAUUCAGCAUGGAUGGGAUGAAAGAAGCCAACUGCCUUGCGUUACGGACAUAACUGUUCUCUUCCGCGAGAACUAGCGACCCCACGUUCAGCUGUGAUAGUGAUCAAAAGAACACCUAGUCUAGAACAAAAAGGAAAUGCAAGUUGUGACAAAGGUUGUCAUUGAAAUGACUCCAGUUGCAAGAAAAGAUGAUUAUUUUUCAUGGGAUUCAGGGAAUGGGGCAGCAAGGCAGAGAUAUUUCAAAUGUUUCUGUUGGCGAUUCUGGUCUUGUUUUCCCCUCGUUUCUCUGGACGAUCUACCAUCUUGUGUACAAGCUGUUUGUUCUUUGUGUAUAAAUGUUUAAUGCAAUAUUGUGAUAGUAGUGACAGAAUUAUGUUAAUACCAAAGACGAGCUGUUAAUGUGUGCCUUUGUAUGGCCUCUGUAUAAUAAAUUAUUUUGUUACAUCAUG